Messenger RNA from Hydractinia symbiolongicarpus, 1939 nucleotides. Its product is annotated as trichoplein keratin filament-binding protein-like. The coding region runs from base 34 to 1545 and encodes 503 amino acids. The transcript has 18 exons. The record is from RefSeq and is a predicted model, not a curated record. Gene Ontology annotation, cellular component: keratin filament. NCBI's taxonomy places the organism in Eukaryota, Metazoa, Cnidaria, Hydrozoa, Anthoathecata, Hydractiniidae. Gene Ontology annotation, biological process: apoptotic process.
UCAGCCCAGCAUUGCUCCAAAUCAAAACAAAAUAUGGCGCUACCGACUUUGCGACCGCAGUGGGUUAAAAGUUUUAAAAACCCUACAGAGAUUUCAUCAAGACACACUCAAAGAAAUGAAGAUUUGCGUGCCGAAUGGAAUCAAAAUUAUUCGUACUUUAAAUCUGCAGAACUAAAUGCCAGUAAAAACCAGGCAUGGACGUCCGACAGAUCUUUUAAAAGGAGUAUGAAUGCAGUAGACAAGUUGUUCAGCAAAGAGAUUCGCAAUGAAAAAUAUGAGCAACUUUUUCAACGAAGAGAAAAAUUAAGAGAAUUGCUGUCGAAAGAAAAUAAAGCUUAUGAGAUUGAAUUGAGAGAGAGGAGAAAGUACCAUGGAAAGGAUUUUAAAGCCAUGCAACAAAGAGUGGAUGAUCUUCAAGCUGAAAAAGAAGCACACAGGAAACAAUUGGCCCAAGAAAAGUUGCAUGAUCAUUGGAGAAAAAAUGAGCCAAGGUUAAGAGAGAUUGAGUAUGAGCGAAAUAAAAAAUAUGUGACAUCUCGAUGGAAAGAUCAAGUGGCUGAAAAAGAGCAAGUUGUAGAAUUAGCCAAGGAACAAGACAGAAAACUUGACAAAAUACUAAAAUUACAAAACGAAGCCGCCUUAGAAGAAGAAAAAAGGAAAGUGGAGGAAACUGCAUUAAAAAAUAAAAUUCUGGCUGAUGAGUUGAAACAACAGAUGGCAUUAUUACACAGAAAAGAAGAAGAAAGUAAAAUGCUUAAAGCUGAAGAAGAAAAGCUACGCCAUCACAAUGAAGCUUUGUUGGAAUCAGAAAAAAUAAGAAAAGAUUUUGAAAAUCAAAGAAAGAAAAGAGAAUUUGGACGCAUACUUAUUCGACAAUACAAACAACAACUUAAACAACGUAGCAAAGAAGUCCAGGAGGCUCUCAAAUUUGAUUUGAAGAUACUCGCUGAAAUUGCUGAAAAAGAAAAAAAAGAGGAGCUCAUUAAAUCAGCAAGAAGAGAAAAAAUAAAAGCAGAUGCUGAAUACAUGCAUCAGGUUGUUGCUGAUCAACUUCGUUUAGAGAAGACAAGAGAAGCAGAGCUUGACAUGUUGUUUCAGGAGGAGGCAAGUAGGCAGUGGCGAAAAAGAGAAAGUGAAUGGGAAAGAGAACGUUUAGCAAGAGAGAAAUUAAUGAAAUCAGUUUUUGAGGAACGUCAACAGCAAAUUGAAGCAAAGAUGGAACACAUUCGAGCAAAGCAGCAGGAGACUAUCGAAGAGAGAGAAUUACUGCUACAGCAAAUGGAAGAGCAUCAACUUCUCACGCACAGGAAAGAAAAUGAAAAGUUAACUAAAAGAAGGCAACGGGAAGAAGAAAUACAAGAGCAGAUAACAGCACGUGAGACUGAACGAGAACGACAAAAGCGGAAAGAAAAGGAAGAAAGUGAACGUGCUAGGUUUGAAGAGGAACAAUAUGAAGACAUGUUAGCCCAAGAAGCUACUCGACUCAAUGUAGACACUUACUCCCCACCUGUGUCAUUUCGAAGGAAAAAAGUUGCAUUCCUUUAGUACGUUGUUGGAUUGGUACCACAUUUAUUUUUUUAUCUUCACUAAAGAGUUUUUAUUGCUUCUUAUACAUAAAAUUGACAAAAAUUUAGAAAUUAAAUUUUUAUAUGCUUUUAACUCUGGUAGAGACCGACAUUUUUACUUGUACCUUAAUUGGUGGUUGUGUUGCUGUGAAGGGGUGUACACCAUAAUGCCUGUAUAUAAACAUUUAAUGCAUCCAAUUAGAUGUAUAUUGUGUGAUUUACGUUUUUAAUUUAUUAUGUAUAUAAGCAUAAAGUUAUAAUUUUAUUUAUUUACAUUUGAUGUUGAACUUAAAUCAUGUCUCUUCUUUACAAAACUAGUGUAAGAAACUAAGGAUAUUGCUUUGAAAUAAAUUUGUCAAAUAUGCAACAAUUUA